UUGUCACCUUCGACUGUUGAACUCCUCAAUGAAGCGGCCGUGUUACCUGCAGUAAUAGAUGAUUCGGUAGGCAUCAUUUCUUCAUCGGAGCUAGACAUCGAUCCUUCCUCGCAACCACUGGGUUCUGGAACUUUUGCCACCUGCUUCCCGGCUCUCAAGAGGGCCACGCUCAAGUGCGCAGUCAAGGUCUACAAGUAUAUGGAUUACGACCAAUUCGACAGGGAGUUGGUAGCCAUGUUGAGAUGUAAUCGUCAUAAGAACGCCGGCGUCGUGGAACUUUGGUGGAUUUGCACCCCACCGCCAGGGACGACGGGUUUGCCCAGACUCGUGAUGCCUUUGGUCGAAGGAGUCACUUUGGGCGAAUGGGUGUCGCGUUAUAGCAGGCGUUCAAAGCCAACCACCCUCAGGGUUGUGCUGCAAUUGGUAGAGGCCGUUCAACAUCUUCACGAUACCGUGAAUAUCGUGCACGGUGACUUGAGUUGGAAGAACGUCGUGAUUAACGUUGCACGCAACUAUCAUCUGACUUUGAUCGACUUUGGAAACGCCCGAGACGCGGCCAAGGGAAAACGACGAUUGUGGGUACACGGAAAUUGUUUUUUUUCUCCGCCGGAGGCUUUUUUAUGCAGACGCCCGUGCGAUCAGACCACAGCCGAAUUGCACGUUCUCGGCGUCCUCUUGAUAUGCAUCGCUCGCGGCAGAACUCAAGGAUUGUGCGAGGCACCUCUAACGUUCGAAGACGGAAGAGACCGAGGUGAAAAGAGCGCCAUAUCCUGCCUUGUUCAAUUUUGGGGAAGAGGAGGCUGUAUCCGUACUGGAACGAUUUUCUUGGGAUAACUGGCGACGUGUUAGAGACGAUCUCAGGAAUGGCAGGCGCGACUUUAUCUGACGAUAUCGGUGUGAUAGGAUUACAGUUGGCUCAUCCAAUCCCUGACUCUCGCCAGUCUCUCGCAGAUGCGUUACGUAAUUUAACUAACUUGAAUACGAUUGGUCAAUAAAGAAUAUAUAAGCGAUUGAAUCUGUAUUCUUAUAUUUUAUUUUUGCUUUGAACGGCAAUAGAAAGGAGCAAGCAUAAAAACCGAGAUGAAAGUUGUCCAUGGAGCACCUCCAUCUUAUCGGGACGAGAUGGAUAAAUUGAACGUUCGCAAGAGCGUUCGACGAGAUUUGGACAGGGGUUUUUCCGUGGCCAUAGAUUCUCGUUGGGACGAUUCUCUGAACGCGCUCGUCUUUACCGUAGUAACACCGUACGGCGAGAAAUCGCAAAUGACCUUGACAAAUACAGACGUGCCUCGCCGUAUCUCCAACAUGUGCCCGGUGGUUCAAGAUCCGACCCUGCUAACUCGCGACCCGUCUACGCCAAGUGAGCUACUGGGGCAGUUUUUUCUCGACCCGACCCGAGUGGCGGAACACGUCAGAAAGCGAGGCAUCAAACCUUACGAUUAUGUCAACAAAGCCAUUCAUGAUAUUGAGUCGUUACCGGGAGGUUACGUCGGUGCUCAAUCGAGCGGAGAAUGUUUGUCCAAGUUCGACUGCAUGCAAAGGACGGCCACUGCCGUCUUCAGUUACGACAUCGCCACGCCCAAGUUUGGAGCUGACGGUGCCAGCGCGGCCAUCAUUACUGGGGAUGCGGCAGAGGUGUGGAACUUUUUUGGAUUGGCCAAGAUGCCUUUGCAGGACAGUCUACUAGAGGUAUUUUGCAGCGCGAUUGGCGUCAAGCCGGAUGACUCGUUGGAGAAGCGGAUCAACAGCCCCAUGAAGCGCGUAGCAGAAGUCCCCCUAUUUCAAGUGACCGAUACGAAAAAGCAAGGAUUGGAUUUCACCAGCAUUACAAAUUUGGUGGUGCUGACCAUGAACAGUAUCCCUUGUAUCUUAAACGACACUUUUUUGAGGCAGAUCAAUACAGUCUUGAGCAGCGUCUAUCCUCUGAAAGAAGAACCAAUCGUGCCCGGUUCCAUCUUUCACGCCGUUAGCGAGAAACAUCGCGAUGGACUCGGUCAAGAUCAAGUGACGACACUGGGUAGCAUGGUUACCCAUGAUCACUUCAAUAACACCAUGAGGCUUGCCCGAGAAUCGAAGGGCCGGGUCGAAAGUUGCGUCAGUUACCACCGUCACUUGGCAUGCCUUGUUUGUGGACAAGAUCUGACCUCGAACGCUUCUUUGCUGCAAGAGGUUACCGAUCCUAAAAUGAUUCACUGUGGGGUUGCCGUUCACAACGCGGGUAAAUUCGUGACGACCCAGACGAAGGCUACUCGCCGAUCAUACAGCCUCGACUGCGUUCGAAGAGUCAAAAUUCUGGGCAAGGACUGGCCCCAGUUCGAUAAAGGCCAAGGAAGAUUUGGAAUCUUGACGAAGGACGAGACCAAGUGUAUUUUUGAGCGCCCUUGUGUGAUCAGCGAAUGCCUCCGUCCCAUGGUGCUCCCUGAUAUUGGUAACCAACGCAGCAAGUACGACAACGUGUCCUCUACGGUGUACGUGUUGGUCCCGUUUGAUCGACAAGCCACCCUGGAGCGCUUGAAAGAGGAAGGCGUUCAAGAUCCGCAAGCGAGC
Messenger RNA from Porites lobata, 2544 nucleotides. The record is from the annotation of a GenBank genome assembly. NCBI's taxonomy places the organism in Eukaryota, Metazoa, Cnidaria, Anthozoa, Scleractinia, Poritidae.